Molecule: messenger RNA, 1029 nt
Organism: Ilex paraguariensis (yerba mate)
Lineage: Eukaryota; Viridiplantae; Streptophyta; Magnoliopsida; Aquifoliales; Aquifoliaceae
Source: the annotation of a GenBank genome assembly
GAAUUUUUAGAUUAAAUUUUAAAUUUUAACAAAUUAAAAUAUAAACUAUGAAAAUAAAUUUCAUCUGAAUCCAAUCAAAUUGGAUCGAGUUUGGUGUGCCCUUUAAAGAUUUCGAAUCGGAAUUGCUGUGGUUCCACCUAUUGAACCGUUCUGAAAACACACUCUCUCUCUCUCUCUCUCUCCGUUUGGUCCGAUUGGAGAGGCAAUUGCUCAAAACCCCUGUAACUGGUUCAAGGGUUUUAUUCUAACACAGUAGGUGAUUCAAGGGUUUUCUUCCUCCCAGGUAUCAAAUAUGCUGUGUGAAGUUGAAUGUUGCUACCCUGUAGUGAUCCCUGCCAAAAGCCUGGACAGAAGUGGACUAGUCCCCCAGAGUACAAUCGUAACAUGCCUUUUGAAGCAACUGUUGAAUUGCAAGGCUGCAGAAGAGUGUGGUUACUUUCUUGCAGUAACCAACUUGAAGAGCAUAGACAAUGGAAAGUUCAACGACUCUGAUAAGUAUCUACUCUUCCUAGUAACCUUCUGCUGUCGCACCUUCCUACCUGUGAAUGGAGAGGUCAUGCUUGGUGUAGUGCAAUCGAUACAUAGACGAGGAGUCUUCCUGAAAUGUGGGCCCAUGAAAUACGUUUAUCUCUCAGCUCGAAAGAUGCCAAAUUACUACUACGUUGAUGGGAAAAAUCCAUAUUUCAUAAGCGACGAUCUGUCCAGAAUCGAGAAUGAUGUGGUGAUCCGUUUCAUGGUGUUUGGUGUGAGAUGGACAACGAAAAACCAGCAAGUCGAAAGGGAAUUCAUGAUUCUUGCCACUUUGGAAGGCGAUCGCCUCGGACCAAUUUCAUUGCCAGGAUCUGAUGAACUGGGGUUGUAGAAGAUUUUAUAUAUGGGAUGAUUAUGGCAUUGUUGUGCUUGCUUGUUGAAAAUAUGAUAUUUAGUGUAUUGAAAUUUUAAUUACAUGAUUUUUUAAAAAAAAUUUUAAAAGCCUGAUGUAAUAUACAGGUACAAAGAUUUCAAUUCCCCUGUUCAAUAGAGAUGAAG